This is a messenger RNA of Drosophila eugracilis, 1339 nucleotides long. RefSeq names its product phospholipase A1. Gene Ontology annotation, biological process: lipid metabolic process. Gene Ontology annotation, molecular function: lipase activity. The record is from RefSeq and is a predicted model, not a curated record. The transcript is spliced from 2 exons. Lineage: Eukaryota; Metazoa; Arthropoda; Insecta; Diptera; Drosophilidae. The coding region runs from base 62 to 1246 and encodes 394 amino acids.
GCAAUAGCCGGUAGAACCAAUAGCUCCUCCAGUUGCAGCUGAUCCAAUAAAUCGACAUAGAAUGUGGACUCAACUAUUUGCAGUUCUGCUUUUGGUGGCAACACUGGCUCAAGGCAAGCCCAGUGGAAACGGAGUCGAGGCCGAGGGCGACUACGAUGCUGAGAUGAGCGAGUUCAUGGAUGGGAUUCCGGACCUCGAUGAUACGCCUGAUGGCUUUGGUCAACGAUCGGAUAUCUCGGAGGAACCGGAGUCGGAUGAAAUUUUGGCCAACCUGGAUGAUGAGUACGAGGGAGCCAAGCACUGCGCCUGGAAUACCUGUGACAAGGAUCUCAGCGAGUCGCGAGGCAUUAGCAAGUUCCUGGACCUGCCCUUCAUCAAAAAGAUAGCCAGCAACCUGAAUCCAUUCGGCAGCAAGAAGCUGCGCAUGCAGUUCUACCUCUUCAAGCGGGAGUUCCCCGAGUGUGGCAGGGAACUGGAUUUCUCCAGCGACCGCAAGUGGAGGCACUCUGGCUUUAACGCCUCCCUGCCCACCAGACUGAUGAUCCACGGCUGGAUGAGUCAGUCGCGCGGCUCCUUCAACCGGGAUGUGAAGAACGCCUAUCUCAAGAAGGGGGAGUACAACGUGAUCGUGGCCGACUGGAGCGCAAGCUCAGCCAACAUCAACUACUUCUCGGUGGUGAAUCUAAUCGAGACCUUCGGAGCUCAGUUGGCUCAGUUUACCAGGAACCUCAACCGUCAAUUCGGAGCUGAUUUCGAUAGCAUGUACCUUAUUGGGCACUCCCUGGGUGCGCAGAUUGCUGGCUCUGCGGGAAAGCGCUUGAAACCGGACCAGGUAAACACCAUUUUCGCAUUGGAUCCCGCUGGUCCGAAGUUCCGUCAUCGCAGCGCCGAGUUCCGGAUUGAUCCCACCGAUGCCAAGUUCGUGGAGUCCAUGCAUACGAGUGCCAACUUCGGCUUCCGCCGUCCCACAGGCAGCGCCACCUUCUACCCGAACUAUGGAGCUUACCAGCGCAGUUGCUACUACCUGGGCUGCUCCCACAUUCGGUCCUACCAGAUGUUCGCCGAGUCCAUCAAUUCGCCAGUGGGAUUCUGGGGCACACCUUGCACUCGGGACAACGGCAGGUGGCAGUGCGACCAGAGCCAGCGGCAGUCCAUCCCGAUGGCAGGUGAGCCGUCGGUUCACAAGGAGGGCAUUUUCUAUGUGAAGACCUCGUCCAGCGAUCCCUUCGCCCUUGGAAAGCAGUGAGCUUGGAUUUAAUCUUAAGAUUAUUUAAAACGUAGUCGUAGGCCCUCAUUGAAUGUGAUUUAACUAUGCCAAAUACAAAUAAAAAGGAUGAAA